AUGGCAUGUCAUCACUGUGCGUCCGCUGAACGGUCCCCGCCUAAAGCAACACCGGAAUCUUGGCCGUCAACUACUGGUCGAUGGCAACGUGUUAGUGCAGAUUAUACGGGUCCGAUAGACGUGGUCGUCGACGCAUAUAGCAAAUGGCAGGAAGUCUUCGCAAAUCGGCGAAUCAUGACGGCAGCAACCAUCAACUUAUUUCGUUCGGUCUUCGCCAACAAGGGAAUGCCUGAGCUCCUCGUCACAGCCGCGAAACACAGUUCAAAAUCAAACGGCCAGGCCGAAUGGUUUGUUGAUACAUUCAAACGAGCGGUCAAAAAGAUUAAAGAGAGAGAGAGAGAAUACAAUCGAUCAAGAAACGUUGGACGUAUUUCUACUUACCUAUCUAACUACGCCCAACCCAAAUGUACCAAACGGGAAAACGCCGGCCGAAACCGCAUAGCAGUCAUGUAUCAACAGCUAGUCAACCGAGCUCGUUCCAACCGAAUGCAGAUCUACGCAAACAACAAGUGGACUCGACAAUCAGGAGUUAUUGUCGAAAAAAUCGGUCAAGUGAUGUACAACGUAAUGGUGAACAACAAGAAGCUGAUUCGGUCCCACAUCAACCAGUUGAGGUUACCGAUCGACAUCCUGCUGAACGAAUGGAAACAGUAUAAUCAUUCAACGUUAACUGAAUCGUCUUCAGAUGAAUACUUGCCCGAAGAUAGGAAUUCUGCCACAUUAAAGUCAAUGGGAAGUCAGCCUUUGGCCUCCCAAUCAUCAGACAGAUCUAUUUCAACAUCAUCCGAAGCAACCGAAGAACGCCACGAUGGUUUCAGGCAUACCACAGAUAUUAAGGAGGGAGAUGUUGGGGACACUGGUAAUCCUAAACGUAAAUUGCCACAGGGCUCAUCAGUGGCAAGCAAAUGUCACUCGGAUCCACGUCACUAG
Molecule: messenger RNA, 930 nt
Organism: Topomyia yanbarensis
Lineage: Eukaryota; Metazoa; Arthropoda; Insecta; Diptera; Culicidae
Exons: 4
Coding region: 1-930 (309 amino acids)
Molecular function (GO): nucleic acid binding
Source: RefSeq, a predicted model, not a curated record